Messenger RNA from Peronospora matthiolae, 2013 nucleotides. Lineage: Eukaryota; Oomycota; Peronosporomycetes; Peronosporales; Peronosporaceae. The record is from the annotation of a GenBank genome assembly.
AUGGCGUCCGACGGCUCUGGAAUGAAGCGCCAAUUUGACGGUGGCGCAGACGACUUUGACCCGUCCAAGCGCAAGCGCAACUCGCAGCCGACAUCGCGGGUUGUGUUUGUCUGCGGACUUCCUGCUGACUGUCUGGAGAGCGAGCUACUGGCACUUUGUUGCCCGUUUGCUGUUGUCGAGAAGAGUCUCAUGGUGCCCCAGAAACGCCAAGCCUUCGUGCAGUUGCCCGACGUCACGUCAGCUGCCAACCUCGUCACCUUUUACCAGACACGUGACGCGCUGAUCCGUGGCAAGAAAAUCUUCUUUGACUUCAGCAAUCGGAACGAAAUCAUCACGCAUCAAGAGAGCGAGGCUUCUGCUUCUUACCACCACGAGCAGCAGCCGCAACAGCAUCAACAAGUCGGACCUCACGGACUGCCAAGAGCCGCGCCGUUCCAGCAACCCCUGUCCACGCAGUUUGGGCCAUCGCAAGAUCAGCCUCCAUUCGGUCAGCGGGGUAUGAUCGCCCACGGUGGCCCUCGUCGUGGCAUUGGCCCACCGAAUCAGAUCCUUAUGGUGUCGGUGUCCAAGAUUGAAUACGACAUCACUGUCGACGUCUUACAGCAGGUUUUUCAAAAGUUUGGCAACGUGCAGAAGAUCGUCACGUUUUGGAAGAACAACGAGUUCAAGUCGCUCGUUCAAAUGGAAUCGGUGGAUCAAGCACAAGCUGCACAAUCGGCGCUGGAUGGUCGCGACAUUUACACAGGCUGCAAUCAGCUAAGCAUCGUGUUUUCGCGUCACCCGGAUCUUAACGUGCGCUACAAUGACGAUCGCUCACGCGACUAUACGAAUCCUAAUCUCCCUCCGGGCCCUGGUCGUGGUGGAGACGCUCGCGCAGAAAACGAAUCGCUGACUACUGCACCUGUGGACGGACGUGAUGCUCCGCGGGAUAAUGGAUACAAUAAUUCAUUUCCUCGUCACGAUGAGUACGCCUUUCGUGGGCCUGCUCAUGCUCCUAACAUUGGACGAGGCGAUCAAUACGCUCCGGACAUGCGUGAUGGCCGUGGUCCACCGUUUCGACACGAUGAUCGUCAUCCGAGUGUCGACGGACCUCGCGAUGACCGUGGUGGGCGCGAAUUGCCUGCGCAUUCGACGGGCCGAGCCGUUCGAGGUGACACGCGUCCAUCACCUGCCUUGAUUUGCAGCAAUAUCGAUCCCGAGCUGGUGAAUCCGCAUCACCUAUUUACGCUGUUCGGCUGUUUUGGAGACGUCCUUCGUAUCAAGGUCAUGUUCCGCAAGCGAGAUACGGCGUUGAUCCAGUUCGUCGAUGAAGUGCAUUCAACCUCGGCCUUAGACCACUUGGAUGGUGUCUACGUGUUUGGCAAAAAGCUGCGUGUGGACUACUCGAAGCACGCGAGUGUUUCAAUGCCUCACGCAGAUGCGGACCGUUUCGAACUCGAGAACACGCUUGACUUCUCAGGGUCCCCACAUCAUCGCUACCGACGUCGAAGUCCUCAAGAGGCGGUCUCGCCCUGUCCGUUACUGCACAUGUCAGGCAUUCCGAUGGAGCUGCAGAACAACCGUAACGCCGUUGUGGACCUUUUCGCGCAGUAUGGCUUCGUCAAGAACUUCCACUACCUGCAGAAUAACCCCAGAAUGGCACUGGUUGAGAUGGGCUCGGUGGACGAAGCCAUCAUGGCACUUCUUCAUGUCGACAACAUGACAUACCCGGACUCGCACAUGCGCAUAUCCUUUUCCAGAGCCUACCAGUUUUCUGCUGGAAACGGCGACAGCGGCCCUGCUUCUCGUCUCGGUCCUAUGUCUGCCUCUGGUGCUGCUCCAGGUGGCUGGAACCCAUCAAUGCAGUCGCGUCCACGAAACCGAAGCCGCGAUCGCAGUCGUAACCGUGAACGAGGUCCGCCUGUGGGGGGAAAUCGAGACCGAUCGCCACGAGACCGAGGUCCUCCACCACCGCAGCGAGGGCGUGAGUUUCAACAGCGUGACAACUCCCGCCGCCCUCCUCCGCGUUAUUGA